Molecule: messenger RNA, 330 nt
Organism: Cornus florida
Lineage: Eukaryota; Viridiplantae; Streptophyta; Magnoliopsida; Cornales; Cornaceae
Product: probable serine/threonine-protein kinase PBL26
Exons: 2
Coding region: 1-330 (109 amino acids)
Source: RefSeq, a predicted model, not a curated record
AUGAAUUGCUUCCCAUGUUUUCAACGGAAGAACAAGAAGCCAAAUGGUAGGAGUCUGCAUGUUGUGGCUCAUGCAAUUUGUGAUCCUGGUGAAGAACCACCGCUGCCAGUGUUUGGCAGACAAAAACUAUCAUCUGAAGCCGAACACAGGAGGGAUGCAUCUAGCACUGUCAACACUGGAAAUAUUGCGGCACAGACUUACACUUUUCGUGAGCUAGCCGCUGCAACAAAGAAUUUCCGGAAAGAAUGCCUAUUGGGUGAAGGUGGAUUCGGAAAAGUUUUUAAGGGAUCACUCCCUGAUAGUGAGCAGGUUAUACGGACUUCAAUUUAG